AUGAGCAGCUCUGACUCGGUCGGGUCAUUGCUUGCGGCCAUUGCGACUCUUUUAUCCCAGGGAUUGCGAAUCCUCAGUUUGGCCGACAAGAGCCAUUGGGGACCGGACGAACACGAGCAAGUACACGCCUUUGCUUCUGCGUUGGACGAAGCCAAGAAGGACUUUCAAGCAUUGGCACCUUUGGUUAAUGGACAGAUAUACUACGAGACCGACCGCAAACAUGAAUCCAUCGAGGAAUUGAGAGCUCUCAAAGCUCAGUUUACAGCUCAUAUAGAACAAAUACGAGAUUGGAGCCGGUCAGGCGGUCCAAUCAACCCAAUAUGGGUCCGCGAAACACAUGCUUUACAGCGAAAAUUACACAGAGCACAAUGUCGAGCAGCACGUCGAAUUUAUAGCUCGGAAAAAGAAGGGUCGGCAAGGUGUUUGGGAGCUUUCCUUGUCUAUCGACAACAGCGACAAUGGACGUUAAAUAAGACCGUGCCAGACGAGGCCGAGUAUUCGAGAAGGUAUCGGGAGGAGCUACGCUUAUGCAAUACUAUUGGGUCGUUCAAGCGAUUUGGCGAUCGAGAUAUCGCUUUCGUUUGCGACUAUUGCGAUGGUCACAUAGUAUGGGAGGAUAUUGAGAAUAUGCCCUCGAUACGGACGUUCCAAGAAGCCGCUGCGUCUCCAAUAUUGACACUAUCACCAACAAUCGAUAACCCUCACUGGCAAGCAACAGCGUUCACAUUGUCUGGACAUCAAGAGAAGCAGGUUGUAUUUGCGCCCGUAGCCAUCGCAAAUCAUGUGGCGCCACAGCCUCGGGAUUGGCAGGCCGGCUUACUGUGUCCAUAUUGCGAAGUGGAAUCAACAGAACCUCAAGAGCAGUAUGAUGAUGAGGAUGCAUAUCGACCAGAUUUGGGGUACGAAGACAUGGAGGCGUUUCAGGAACAUCUUGAAUGGCAGCAUACAGUGACGGCGCCAACCUCUCAGGCACAGGCGGCUUCAGAUAAGUGCAUAGUGAUGUAG
This is a messenger RNA of Fusarium mangiferae, 1005 nucleotides long. RefSeq lists its product as uncharacterized. Bases 1 to 1005 code for a protein of 334 amino acids. NCBI's taxonomy places the organism in Eukaryota, Fungi, Ascomycota, Sordariomycetes, Hypocreales, Nectriaceae. The record is from RefSeq and is a predicted model, not a curated record. The transcript has 2 exons.